AUGAGCGAAUCCAAUAAAAUAUUAACUUCCGAAUACCUGGAUUGGCAUGCCAAAUUAACUGGGUUACCAAGCAUUUUGACAGAUAAGAUUUGGUCUAACUUAUACAAAAAAUAUAAAAAAGAAACUGGGCAUGAGCCAUGGCAAUUAUCAGAAGAUUGCCUUCUCAUAAAUUUGAAGCCAGAAAAUAAAGUAUCCUAUUUAUCCUCUUCUGAGCAAUGUGAAGAAACAGGGCUUAUAACUUUUGAGGUCAGACCCGAUCCAGAAUUAACUAUCAAAUCUGUCUUAGAGCACUUCCCAUACUUGAAAUUCAAAAAUAGUUUCAGAGGGAUUGAUAAUUAUGAUUUUACAUCACCUCAGCCGUGGAGUUCACCAUAUCCUAUUUGUGAUGGAAAACAUGAGAAUUAUGGAUUAUAUGGCUUAUGGUACUGCGAAAAUGGGAAUCAGUUCCCUUAUGAUCCUGAAUUAGCGAAGUUGCUAUCCCAAGAUAAGUUGGAAUAUUGUCUUACCUGCAACACUUCAAGCAAUAAACUUAAGUUCGGAAUUGUAGCAUAG
This is a messenger RNA of Rhizophagus irregularis DAOM 181602=DAOM 197198, 552 nucleotides long. RefSeq lists its product as uncharacterized. The record is from RefSeq and is a predicted model, not a curated record. Lineage: Eukaryota; Fungi; Glomeromycota; Glomeromycetes; Glomerales; Glomeraceae.